Messenger RNA from Heterotrigona itama, 2747 nucleotides. NCBI's taxonomy places the organism in Eukaryota, Metazoa, Arthropoda, Insecta, Hymenoptera, Apidae. The record is from the annotation of a GenBank genome assembly.
GUGGAUGUCAAUAUAAGAACAACUUACACAGUAACCAUAGUCGAAACAUCUUUGUCUGUCUGAAGAUUAGCACGACCUUUAGUAAUCUUAGGCCACAAUUUGACUCCAAUAUAAAAGAAGACGCCGGUGCUUCGAAAUUCAGACAAAUUUUGUAACUUUAGUUCGACGGUUCUCUCUCGUUUGAUCACACAAAUCAAAUAUCCUAAAAUGGAACAACGUUGGACUGACAAAAUUGCGUUGAUUACUGGAGCUAACACUGGUAUUGGCAAGUACCUGGUAGAAUCUCUGGUUAAUAAUGGAAUGAAAGUUGUUGGUAUUGCUCCACAAGUUGAUAAAAUGAAGACACUUGCUGAAGAAUUGAAGUCAAAGUCUGGAAAACUAUUUCCUCUUCAGUGUGAUCUUUCCAAUCAAAAUGACGUUAUGCGUGUCUUAGAAUGGGUUGAAAAAAAUCUAGGAACCAUGGAUAUUCUCAUCAAUAAUGCCGCUAGUAAUAUAGAUAUUUCACUGUUAUCUGGUGAAUUAGAAGAUUGGAAGAAGAUGUUUGACAUGAAUUUCCUUGGAUUGUCUUACAUGACCAAAGAAGCCUUGAAGUUAAUGAAAAAGAAAGGAACUGAUAAUGGUAUCAUUGCAAACAUCAAUGAUGCUUCUUGGCUAAAAGCGCCAAUUAAUUCUGAUCGUCCAAUAUCCCCAGCUUAUGUAGCCAGCAAAUUUGCUUUAAAUUUCUUAAUGGAAAGCCUUAGAUCUGAAUUAGCACAACUUGAAUCUAACAUCAAAGUUAUGUCAAUUAAUCUUGGUUUGGUGGAGACUGAGAUGACUGCACAAUGGUUGAAGGAAAACCCUCGCUUGGCUUUGAAACCCAAAGAUGUAUCUGAUUGUAUUCUUUUCGCAUUGCAAUCUCCUGAUUCCGUCCUGAUCAAAGAAAUGGUUAUCUCACCAGUGCGUGAAACGAUGUAAAAAAUAAAAUAUCCAAUAUUUAUCUAAUUGUUUGACAUAAAUGUUAAUGAUUGACAUUUGUAAAUAUACUAAAUAAAAAUUUUUGCAUAUGCAUAUAUAUAUAUAUAUAUUUACCAAUCAAUUAUUUAAAAAAAUUAAUAUUGCUUUAAGUAAGAUAUUUCAAAGGGUAUUACAAAGAAUUCUGAAUAAAGAAGGAAAAUAUUUUAUUCAUUAAUCAUAUGACAAAGUAUGUAUAAUAAGAAAGAAAAUAGGAUUAUUACACUUAUGAGAUAAUAAAAUUUAAUUUCUCUAUAAAUUGAUAUAGGUCUAUAACAAAUAUUAAUUGCAAUAAUCAUAAUUAAAUACAAUUGAUCUUAUGAAACGAUCACUUCACUAACCAGUAGUCUAACCAAGCAAUAGAAAUUUAUUCUCCUCUUGGAUCAUCUGAAUAAAACUGGCAAAAGAUUAAUAACAUUCUUUUUUUUUUAUGUUACUCACCUAAAGUUCUUUGUUAUCUCAUAGCCUUUGAGAAAUACAUAUUUCUUCACAUUUCAUAAGUUAAAUAUCAAUGAAUCGAUUUAAAUUGACACAACAAAUAUUUGAAUAAAAUAUCGGUUUUCUAACAUAAAAGAGCUAUAUAAUACUAAUAUUUUUAUAUUUCAUUUGAAUACUAGAAGAAAAUAAUUCGCGAAAAAAGAUCAAUCCAUACUCACAUAUACUUCCCUCUUGCUUUCUUGAAUAAAUACAUGAAAAAAAAGUGUAGAAUCGAUCGAUAUUAGUUAUACAAUAAUUAUAAAUAUAUUAACUUUUUUAACAAUAAACAUUAGUUGAGGAAAGGAAUUCAGGAUAUAUCCAAUAAUAAAACAAUCAAACUCUUUUUAUUCCUGUUUUUUGAGAUAGAUAUCGACGAUCAGGAAUUCUAUAAAAUUCCUCUUAUUGUCGUGAAGUAACAAAAAAAAACGAAGUUUCUAAUUAAACAGGAUGACUGGAUAACUAUUGAGGAAAGGUUAAUACUACUAUGAGGAAACGGAUAUUCACUCUUGUGAAUAAUUCUGUAAGAGAAAACUUCUAUAUUCAGGAUUGAAAAAUAUCUAUGUCUAUAUACGAAUGUAGGUGUGUAGCUGAACAUAAAGAUAGUGAUGAAUUAUUAAUAUAAACACACUGAAACAGAUGAGAUAUUAUAUCUGUUACGUUUCAAGUUAGUCUUUAGCAAAAAAAGUGGAUCUUUCUAAUAAUUCUUUUUUUUUUCUGUUUGAAUUUUUGGUAUCGUUUAGAAGAAUUGCAUGCAGAAAAAAAUGUGUGUAUAUGUCGAAGGGACGUCAGAGAUAUUAAACUUGAACAAAUACCUUACAGCGAGUGUGUGCGAAUCGCAUCCGUUUUUGAUCAUCCGUGUGUUAUCCGAAAAAUGAGAUAUCCGACUAUUUUUAUUUACUUUUUAUAGAUCUUAAAUUCCUGUAUUGAUCCCGACAAGUGCAAGUCCAAAUCCCGUAUUCGACCUAGGCGAAUCCAUGAAACCUAUUUGAAGCAUAAACAAGCGCAGCCACACGUUUUGCUUUCUUUUUUCUAUAUAAUUGAUCGACAUCUCGAUAAUCCACAUCCAUCCAAACGGUAUGAACACGGCGUACACAUUCUGUCUGGUCAAAAGAUCCAAGUGAUUUGUUUAUUUACAGAAUCCAAGUGGAAUAUUUCCAGCCAAUUUAUCCGUUUAUCCAUCAUGAACACUAAUUUUAUAUCCUGUCAGCAUCCUAAUCCAACAGACCGUAUCUCUGCCGAAUCCUGUCUUUCUGUUUUAUCUUUUUUUUUUUUUUUUUUUU